Molecule: messenger RNA, 2624 nt
Organism: Maniola jurtina (meadow brown)
Lineage: Eukaryota; Metazoa; Arthropoda; Insecta; Lepidoptera; Nymphalidae
Gene: Mtpbeta
Product: trifunctional enzyme subunit beta, mitochondrial
Exons: 11
Coding region: 157-1578 (473 amino acids)
Biological process (GO): fatty acid beta-oxidation
Molecular function (GO): acyltransferase activity, transferring groups other than amino-acyl groups
Source: RefSeq, a predicted model, not a curated record
ACUUGACGUCACUGACAGGUCAGAGUCCAACUUUUUUUACAUAAAAAGUUUUCGAUUUAGAUUUUUGCCUUGAUUUAUGUAAAGAAUUUAAUUUAUUGUUGUAAUAAACUUUAAUUAUUUACUUCAGUGUAAGCCGGCAUUACUUUGAGUGGAGUCAUGGCAUCACAAGUCGCGAAAUCCUUCAUAAAAGCAGCUCGCCCUACUUCCACCGCUAAAUUCGACACAGCUCGGCGAGCCCUCAGUGUGGGGGCAGUCUUACACCAAAAAAAGACCCUUCCAGACCGCACUGGUAAAAAUGUGGUGCUGGUGGAUGGAGUCAGGACACCCUUCCUUGUAUCCUUUACCGACUAUGCCAAGAUGAUGCCUCAUGAACUUGCUAGACACUCAUUGCUGGGUCUUCUCCAAAAAACUGGCAUACAAAAAGAGCUUAUAGACUACAUAGUGUAUGGUACCGUCAUCCAAGAGGUGAAGACGUCAAACAUCGGGCGCGAGGCAGCCCUGGCAGCUGGGUUCAGUGACAAAACACCGGCCCACACAGUCACCAUGGCAUGCAUAUCAUCCAACCAAGCCAUUACCACUGGCAUCGGAAUGAUAGCUGCUGGGGCGUACGACAUCAUUGUGGCUGGUGGAGUGGAGUUCAUGUCUGAUGUGCCCAUCCGACACUCACGCAAGAUGAGGGCAUUACUGCUCCGCCUUAACCGAGCCAAGACUCCUGGCCAGAGGCUCUCGCUGCUGGCCAGCAUCAGACCUGACUACUUUGCACCGGAGUUGCCGGCGGUGGCGGAGUUCUCUUCGGGGGAGACGAUGGGGCACAGUGCCGACCGCCUCGCCGCCGCGUUCGGCGCCUCGCGCAAGGAGCAAGACGACUACGCGCUGAGUUCGCACACUAAGGCCCACGAGGCGCAGCAGAAGGGCUACUUCACAGACCUCAUCCCCGUCAAAGUGGAAGGCAAAGACGGGCUGGUGGAGAAAGACAACGGUAUCCGCGUGUCCACGCCCGAGCAACUGGCCAAGCUGCGCCCCGCAUUCAUCAAGCCGCACGGCACUGUCACCGCCGCUAAUGCAUCGUUCUUGACGGACGGCGCGUCGGCGUGCCUGGUGAUGGCGGAGUCCAAGGCGAAGGAGUUGGGACUCAAGCCCAAGGCCUACCUGCGGGACUUCACCUAUGUUGCUCAGGACCCCGUGGACCAGCUGCUGCUGGGGCCCGCAUACGGCAUCCCCAAGAUCCUGGACAAGGCCGGCCUCAAGCUCAGCGACGUGGACUCCUGGGAGAUACACGAGGCCUUUGCUGGUCAAAUCUUGGCCAACUUGAAAGCGUUGGACUCUGACUGGUUCGCUCAAACAUACCUCGGCCGCCAAGCGAAGGUGGGUUCACCGGACAUGAGCAAGUGGAACAACUGGGGCGGCUCCCUGUCCAUCGGACACCCGUUUGCUGCCACCGGCGUGCGCCUCGCGAUGCACACGGCGAACCGGCUGGUGCGCGAGGACGGGCAGAUCGGCGUCAUCAGCGCGUGCGCGGCCGGCGGACAGGGCGUCGCCAUGCUGCUCGAGAGGCAUCCCGACGCCACGCCCAACUGAGCGAUCACCCCGCACCCACUCGUAGGCUCUAAAGCCGGCUCCAGACGAGUGUAACGUGUAAUGUAAGAUUACUUGUAAUUUAGCGUUAACAGUGUGGACGGCACACGAACUCAAAGCGAAUUGUGUACGCGAAUCUAUUAUUAAAGUCCAAACGAGCAAUGCGAGCGCCUUUGUGUUCGCGCAAAAACCGACAGCCGAUAUAUCAGCCCGAGCGCCGGCGCGAGCGUUACACGAAAUGUUCGUAGUGCCGUCCACACGUAGAAUUCGUGUUACAUUACACGGUGGAUUACAUUACACGGUACACUCGUUUGGACCCGGCUUUAAGCUCCGGCUACACGCUCCGUCUCACGCUACCUGAGAGCUUACCUGCACAAGCCCGUUUGCGCAGCUAAGCCCGUGCGUGUGGACGGAAAGACAGUUUUCCGCGCGAAUCCAAAAGAAGAAAAUGUUAAAGAUUGCGCAGUUCUCGGUCUUGUCUGUGCAAUUUUAAAUGCACAAAAAUACGGAGCGUGUAGUCGGAGCGUUAAGCUUUUAGGAUCAAAGCCUAUCUUUAUCUACUUGUAGACUUAUAGGAUCAAAGUCCACCUGAGCCUAUUAAGCAACUGUACUGACUUGUAAGUUUUAGGAUCAAAGCCCAAUUGAAUGCUACCAAAUGUUCUAACUUGCAGGUUCAGAAUCGAUUCCCAUCUGAGCACCAACUAGCUGUACCAACUUGUAGGUACAUAGAAUCAAAGCCUAAUUAAGCAUUCAAACACCAGUACUAACUACGAAAGACUUAACAUCAGUACUACUAGAAAAGUUAUUGUAAUUUAUUCUCUACUGAAUAACGUAAACGAGAAACUAUCGUAACUUAUUUACUUUCGAGUAACUAAGCCAAAUUAAAUUCUCUUGUUUAUAGCUGAUUAUUUAAAAAUGACAACUGGUUAGAAUAUAAAGUAAUUUAUCAUUACUUGUACUAAUGUAACUCGAUAUGUUAUGUAUACUAGUUCAUAAGAAAAAAUCUGUAUUUUUGUAACCUUAUUGCUGUCAAUAAAGUUUGUUACGAA